UUCGUGCUGCUUCCGGCCGCCAGAGCGCGCUGCGCGUUCCGCUGUCAGAUACGCACAUCAGCUUCCGGGUCACGGCCAUCGCGGUCAGUGUGGCUCAAAGUACUUUUUUGUAUUCUACAGUGUUUGGUGUCGCUCAGCAUCAAAACUGCGGUGUUUUUAACGGAGUCCACGGCGUCCCGAGCGGCUGGUGGUCUACAGUGGAUGUACGUGAGGCGCGAUGAGCAGCAGCCAGCCCCUGCGCCGGAGCUCCGUGUCGGAGGUCGAUCAUGUGCAGCUGCUGGCGGAGCAGCUCGGCUCGCUGCUGGCGGGACUGCAGUGCAGUGACGUCACCUUCCUGGUGGAGAACAAGCGCUUUCCCGCGCACCGUGUCAUUCUGGCGGCAAGAUGCCACUAUUUCAGGGCUCUUCUGUACGGAGGAAUGAAGGAGUCUCAGCCGCAGGUCGAGGUGCGUCUGGAGGACACCCGCGCUGAAGCCUUUGGGAUGCUGCUGCAGUAUCUGUACACGGGCCGGGUCAGUCUCAGUGCCGCACGAGAGGAGGUUCUGCUGGACUUCCUGGGCCUGGCCAACCGCUACGGCCUGCAGCUGCUGGAGGACUCCACGUCUGAGUUCCUGCGCACCGUGCUGAGCUCACAGAACGUGUGUGUGGUGAUGAACGUGGCCAGCCUGUACUCGCUGAGCGCCCUCGCCGCCGCCUGCUGCUGCUUCAUGGACCGGCACGCGCCGGACGUCCUGCUGUCAGACGGCUUCACCACGCUGUCGAAGGAGGCUCUGCUGACCGUCGUCCGGCGGGACUCUUUUGCGGCCAGCGAGCGGGAGAUCUUCCAGGCUUUGGCACGCUGGUGUCAGCACAACGGUGAUGGGACGGCCACACAGGAAGUGAUGUCAGCGGUGCGUCUGCCGCUCAUGACGCUGACCGAGAUGCUGAACGUGGUGCGUCCGUCUGGUCUGGUCAGUCCUGAUGAUCUUCUGGACGCCAUCAAGACGCGCUCGGAAAAACGAGACAUGGACCUGAACUACCGGGGCAUGCUGGUUCCUGAGGAGAAUGUCGCUACGAUGGAGCACGGUGCUCAGGUGGUCAAAGGCGAGCUGAAGUCGGCGUUACUGGACGGAGACACGCAGAACUAUGAUCUGGACCAUGGCUUCUCCAGACACCCCAUAGAGGAGGACGGCUGCUCCGGGAUCCAGGUCAAACUGGGCCAGGCCUUCAUCAUCAACCACAUCCGCAUCCUGCUGUGGGACCGGGACAGCCGCUCGUACUCGUACUACAUCGAGGUGUCUGUGGAUGAGCUGGACUGGGUUCGGGUGGUGGAUCACUCCAGGUUCCUGUGCCGCUCCUGGCAGAAGCUCUUCUUCUCUCCUCGGGUCUGCAGGUACGUGAGGAUUGUAGGAACACACAACACUGUCAAUAAAGUCUUCCAUCUGGUGGCUUUCGAGUGCAUGUUCACCAGCCGUCCUUUCACUCUGGAGAAGGGGCUUGUGGUGCCCAGUGAAAACGUGGCCACGGUUUCGGCGUGUGCGAGUGUGAUCGAGGGAGUGAGCCGCAGCAGAAACGCUCUGCUGAACGGAGACACACACAACUACGACUGGGACUCGGGCUACACCUGUCAUCAGCUGGGCUCCGGAGCCAUCGUCAUCCAGCUGGCACAGCCCUACAUCAUCAGCUCCCUCAGGCUGUUGCUGUGGGACUGUGAUGAACGCUCGUACAGUUACUACAUCGAGGUGUCCACCAACCAGCAGCAGUGGACCAGAGUGCUGGACCGGACCAAAGUGUCCUGCCGAUCCUGGCAGGUGCUGAGCUUUAACAAGCAUGCGGCGGCGUUCGUGCGGAUCGUGGGGACUCACAACACUGCCAAUGAGGUCUUUCACUGUGUGCACUUUGAGUGUCCCGCGCAGCUGGAGCCAGGAGCCGCCCCGUCCCGCACACAGCCCUCGUGAUGCUCCUCACUCUUCAUCAUCAUCAUCAUCAUCACACCUGCACUUCCUGAAGACUUCCAUUCACUUCAUCUGCACUGACCAGGACUUAUUACUUGAUUGUUGGUUUAUGUGUUAUUUAUUAGAUUGUUUGCUUAUUAUUGUAAAUGUCAGUUGAUCUGAAGCAUAUUUAUUCAAAUAAGAACUUGUUUUCUCUUCUAAUAUAUUCAGUUUUGGAGAUGGCAUUGCACUAUAACAUUGGUAAUGGACUCAAACACUUAUUUUUAAUGAGUUUUAAAUUAGAUCCAUCCAAGCUAUUAUUAAACAUAGCAUCUGAUCCCAACUGAAUCGAAGAACACGUGAUAUGUCAUUCUGCUCAGUGUUGUACUUCUAGACUUUAUUAAUGUAUGGUGGCUAACACACUGUAAAUAAUUGUUUGAUACUGACCUCUCUGAACAUCACUGUCUUCCAGAGUCUGUGUGUUUGUUCUGGGCUCUGAUGCUGCUCACACACACACACACACACACACACACACACACACACACGGUUUGUGAGGCUGUUAAUAGCCUCGGGUCAUUUUGAAGCUGUGUGUGUUUCUCUGGGUUUGUAUAUGCUGAACUCAAUAAAGUGUUGGUUUUCUAAAA
Molecule: messenger RNA, 2556 nt
Organism: Carassius auratus (goldfish)
Lineage: Eukaryota; Metazoa; Chordata; Actinopteri; Cypriniformes; Cyprinidae
Product: BTB/POZ domain-containing protein 9-like
Exons: 10
Coding region: 218-1936 (572 amino acids)
Biological process (GO): circadian behavior; adult locomotory behavior; modulation of chemical synaptic transmission
Cellular component (GO): cytoplasm
Molecular function (GO): protein binding
Source: RefSeq, a predicted model, not a curated record